UAAGUGCUGAGGAGUGUACAAAACGUGUAAGUAUACUGGUUGUGUGCUUGUGUUAUCUAUAGACCAACUCUAGCACAGGGAACUAGGGCACAGGAUGGCUGUCCCACUAAGGUUGUGCCCCUUACUUUGUACUGCUAGUUGUCCCUUCCCGCAGGUAUACAAACACUGCGUAGUAUUUUCAACUUUAGAGGAUGUAGGUUUACAUUACCUAUGUACAGUAGAUGUGGAAUUGGGGGUUCUUGUCAUGGCCAAG
Molecule: messenger RNA, 253 nt
Organism: Geodia barretti
Lineage: Eukaryota; Metazoa; Porifera; Demospongiae; Tetractinellida; Geodiidae
Source: the annotation of a GenBank genome assembly